Molecule: messenger RNA, 3735 nt
Organism: Octopus sinensis (East Asian common octopus)
Lineage: Eukaryota; Metazoa; Mollusca; Cephalopoda; Octopoda; Octopodidae
Product: zinc finger protein OZF-like
Exons: 4
Coding region: 829-2085 (418 amino acids)
Biological process (GO): regulation of transcription by RNA polymerase II
Cellular component (GO): nucleus
Molecular function (GO): DNA-binding transcription factor activity, RNA polymerase II-specific; RNA polymerase II cis-regulatory region sequence-specific DNA binding
Source: RefSeq, a predicted model, not a curated record
CCCAAUUAUUUUUUCUCAACUAUAAUCUACAUUAUCGAAACGUAUGAGGGAAAUCAAGUCAAGGUGCGUGGAUUAUAUGAAACUCCCAUUCUCCUUCACUCCGAAAGAGUUUUUCACAACGAAUUCCGAUAUAAUUGUAAUGUAUAUGAAACGUAUUUGUAAAAUAUCUCAUAAAAGAUAACCAUUUUUCAGAAAAGUAUGAGGAAACAACAUUAAGAGAAAGCUCGCUUAUCUAGUUAUGCUUGUUUUAUUGGUAAUAUAACAGUGUCAACAAAAUUUGAUUCAACACAGGGUCUACUAUUAAAUGUGGAAAUUUGGUUUAGAUCAGGUCUUAGUGAUGAUUAAACAACAUCCUGUACAACAUUCUCAAGUAAUUAGAGACAUGUUAAAGAGAAAGCCACUGCGACAAUCAAGUUACUCCCUAUAUUUUUUGAAGAAUCAAAAGGUGUCCACCUUUAAAUGAUACAUGUGCAGAAUAUCAGAUGGCAUUGGAUUUAAAGAACUUUUACAUCAGAUACAUCUUCUUCAAUAUUUAUCAUCUUUUAGACUAAACAGAGCAGAGAUAAUCUUGUUUAUAUAAAUCUAUGGUCUGUCAGAAGAACUUACCUGCAGCAAUUACAAUAUUUUCUCUAAGCUGAAAUUAAUAACAACAUUUCUCUUCUCUCUCUGGAUUAUGUAUAAGUUGAUUUUUCUAACUUGAAUUACAAAGAUGUUUGCAGUAUCUUCUGGUAUUGAUGAAAAUGCAACAAAAGGAAUAUGUUUUUAAAUAUAAACUAUAAAAAAAGAAAUGAGAAAGAAGUCAAUAUAUUGAGGUGAGAGAAUGAAAUUAUGGAACAGGUAAAGUGUGAAACUGAUGAGUCUAGCAGGGUUGAUUUUUCAGAAAAGAUGCCAAAAGAGAUAGGACAGCCAUCAUACCAUGGUGGUAUAUUCUUCCUAAACCAUCACUUAACAGCUCAUGGAAGUAUUCCUACUGGGGAGAAACCAUAUCACUGUGAUGUCUGUGGUAAAUCAUUCUCUGAGAACAGUCAUUUAACUAACCACAAACUUAUUCACACAGGAGAGAAAUCACAUCACUGUGAUGUCUGCAACAAAUCAUUUUAUCGAAAUGAUGAAUUAAUUACUCAUAUACGUAUUCACACAGGUGAGAGACCAUAUCAGUGUGAUAUCUGUGGUAAAUCAUUUACUGUAAAAUGUGUCUUAACUAGGCACAAACUUAUUCAUACUGGAGAAAGACCUUAUCACUGCGAUAUUUGUGGCAAGUCUUUCUCUCUGAAAGGUAACCGAGAUACUCAUAAACGUAUUCAUACAGGAGAAAAGCCAUAUCACUGUGACAUCUGUGGUAAAUCAUUUUCUGAAAAUGGUGAUAUAACUCUGCACAAGCGUAUUCAUACGGGAGAGAAACCAUAUCAGUGCGAUAUCUGUGGUAAAUCAUUCUCUAGAGGGAGUACCUUAAUUGCUCACAAACGUAUUCAUACAGGAGAGAAACCAUAUCACUGUGAUAUUUGUGGUAAAUCUUUCUCACAGUGUGGGGUCUUAACCAGCCACAAACGUAUUCAUACAGGGGAGAAACCAUAUUUAUGUGAUAUCUGUGAUAAAUCAUUCUCUGAAAAAAGUCACUUAACUAGCCACAAACGUAUUCAUACAGGGGAGAAACCAUACCUGUGUGAUAUCUGUGGUGAAUCGUUCUCUGGAGGAAGUACCUUAAUUACUCACAAACGUAUUCAUACGGGAGAGAAACCCUACGAAUGUAAUAUCUGUGGUAAAUCAUUCACUGAAAGAAGUCACUUAACAAAACAUAAACGUAUUCAUACUGGAGAAAAACCAUAUCAGUGUGAUGUCUGUGGUAAAUCAUUCUCUGGAAGUAGUGAUUUAACUCGACACAGAACCAUUCAUACAGGGGAGAAGCCAUAUCAUUGUGAUAUCUGCAGUAAAUCAUUCUCUCAAAGUAGUGUGUUAAUUAAGCACAAACGUAUUCAUACAGGAGAGAAACCAUAUCACUGUGAUGUCUGUGGUAAAUCAUUCUCUCAAAAGAGUCACUUAACUAAACAUGUUUGUAUUCAUACGGUUCCAGAAGCUGUGCUAUAAAAUAUGUUGUAACUGAAGAUGUAUUUCAGUGUGGUAACAACAUCUCAACAUUAUAUUUUCUGUAACCACAGAUAUCUCUACAUCACUGAGAUAAAUUACAAUUGUAAUAUUUUUGAUAAAAAUAUUUUUAAAAAUUUAAUUACAUUCCAAUAUUUUUAAGUUCCAUAGUCAUUAUUUUAUUAUCAAUCAUUGGCCCCUUGAGGUAGAAAAGGUCAUCACAUUUGUACAAAUAAAUCCCUCCAAAUUAACUGUCUUUGAAUGUACUUUUAAUAGUAUUUAUCAAUACCAAUGUUCUUUAUUGGUAUUCAUUCUGGUUUGUUCUGAUAGUAACAACUUCAGAAAUAUUAAACUUUAUCGGCCCUAAGACAACAACUGUGACAUGGAGACAUUCAGCUCAUGAGCAAAUGCUAGCAGUUCCUUGGUUUUAUGAGAUAUACAGAGGUCAGGCAGAAGAACUUACCUGCAGCAAUUCCCUGGUCUUAGAAAACAUACAAAUGUCCAAGAUGAACUCACUUGAGGAAGUUCCAACGUUAUUGGGAGACAUACAGAGGUGUGUGAGAGGAAUAUAACUGAGGUAUUUCCAUGGUCUUUGAGAGGAACUCAACUAGGGCAGUUCCAUGGCCUUACAAGAUGUACAGAGGUUUUGGAUAGAGAUUAACUUAGGGCAGUGGCACGGUCUUAGGAGACAUACAGAGUUCUUGGAGAGAAACUCACCUAGGGCAGUUGUAUGGGAUUAGGAGACAGCAGUCUUCAGAAAUGAACUCUGCUGGACCAGCUCCAUGGUCAUAGAAGGUAUACAAAAGUUUGGAGAGGAAAUCAACUAGGAUACAUGCAGAGAUUUUUGACUUAGGAGAUUUAGAGAGAUCUUGGAGAUGGACAGUUCCAUGGUCUUAGAAGACAUAUAGAGCUCUUUGAGAGAAACUAACCCAAGCAGUUCAGGGUUCUUAGGAAAUAUAUAUAGAGGCCUAGGAGAUGAACUUUCCUGGAGAAGUUCCAUUAUCUUAGAGACAUAGAACAAUCUUUGAAAGGAACUCAUGGAUUUAGGAGAUGUACAAAUGUCUAGAAGAAGAAAUGAACUGAGACAGUUCCAUGAUCUUAUAAAUCAUACUGAGGUCUUGAAGUGAAACUCACUUAGGACUGUUCCAUAGUUGUGGGAGACAUUCAGUGGUGUAUAUGUGAUCAGGAAGAGAAUAACCUGGGGCCGUUGCAUGGUCUUAGAAAAUGGAGGGUUCAAAAAGAAGCUCAUCUGGACAGUUCUAUGGUCUUAACUGAUAUAUGGAGGUCUUGAAAAAAACUUAUAUGGGCAGACUCAUAGUUUUAGGUGACAUAUAGAGUUCUUGGAGAGGGACUCACCUGAUGCAGUUCCAUAGUCUUAGGGGAAAUACAGAAAUCUUGGAUAAGUGUGAUGAAAAAAAAGCACCCAGUACACUUUGUAAAGUGGUUGGUGUAGAAAUUAUGCCAAAAUAGACAUUGGCGCUCAAAGCAGUCCUCUGACACAUUGGAUCCUGUUGAACUGUUUAACCCAUACUGAUAUGGGAGGUGAAUGUAAAGUGAUGAUGAAUACAUCAUCAUCAUCAUCAUCAUUGUUAAAUGUCCACUUUUCAUGCUGGCAUGGGUUGGACAGUUUGACUGAGGACUGGCAAACCAGAA